AAUCUGGCCAAACUGAUUAAAGACCAAACAAAAGAACCAGGGAAAGAUUAUCUGAUAAUUGACGUACGCGAUGAAGAUUUCAAGUCUGGACAUAUUCCGGGGGCUAUCAACAUUCCUUCACACACUAUGGCGGACGAAGUCAACAAUUUAAUAGAUACCUAUAGGCAGGUUCCGCAAAUUUUCUUCCACUGCGCUCUGUCUCAGCGACGCGGGCCGUCCUCUGCUCGCGUUUACAGUGAAACGCUUUCGCAAAAAAGCACCGAGACCUCACAAAAGGUCCAAAUACUUCGAGGUGGAUUCGUGCUGUGGCAAGAGAAGUACAAGGACGACCCGGAACUGAUUGCAGAUUAUGAUAAGGAUGUAUGGGAACAAAUGGUGUAUUAUUGA
Molecule: messenger RNA, 387 nt
Organism: Paraglomus occultum
Lineage: Eukaryota; Fungi; Glomeromycota; Glomeromycetes; Paraglomerales; Paraglomeraceae
Source: the annotation of a GenBank genome assembly